Molecule: messenger RNA, 5251 nt
Organism: Schistocerca gregaria
Lineage: Eukaryota; Metazoa; Arthropoda; Insecta; Orthoptera; Acrididae
Exons: 3
Coding region: 469-3342 (957 amino acids)
Source: RefSeq, a predicted model, not a curated record
ACUUGCCGACGGCAGCUGGGCCAAGAAGCAGGCGUGUGUAACGUCCAUCCAAACACCUAUUCCGAAGCUCGAGAACAACUCUGAGCAGAGAGGAGCGCGUCUGCAUCCCUACUGUGAGAUUCCUCGGCAAGGACCAGGGAGAAAGGUCUCGUGCCUGGGUAGCGCCUGCACGGAGCUGCAACCAGGCAGCCACUGCUCGGCCCCACCAGUAGGAGAGCCUUGGCCGAUAGCGGGCGGCAGCGAUUGCGACUGCAGCGCCCCAGGCGGCCGGUGCAGGAAACGGCGGCUUGCAGUAGCGGCAACGACGUGCACCUCAUUCGACGCAUAGCAGCCGCCUACAGCAGCCACUUGUUGCAGCCAAUUGGGGAGACCUGCGCCAGGCCAACGCAGAUUCCAGGGCGUACGAAGAGCUGCGAGCACAGCCGCUGUCCGUGCUCCUGCAACUGUAGUUGAGGACACACAUCGCCUAUGCUGGGAUCCAGAUCGGACGCGGUCCCUUCAAACAAGGAGGAGGACUUGGACGAGCUGUUGUUGUUGUUCCGCGAGACGGCGGGCAGCGAGUGGCCCUCGGAGGCCCGCGACUUUGGAGCGGACGACACGGGAGUUCUGGCCUACCGCAGCAGGUGGCGGGCGCCCCGGUGCGACAAGGACGCCGAAGACGCGUCGACGUACGAGCCAGAUUCCACCACAGACGACGGGGAAGGCAGCGGAACGUCUCCGCUCAACAUCAGCGCCAGUGAGUCUGUGUUCAGCAAUCAACUUCGCGCCACCGUCUCCAUACUAAACGGUCGACCUCAACAGGACACCGAGAUGUCAGCUGCAUGGACUUCUUGUCCUCCAGUGGCCGGGAGCUCUGCACCCAGUACACGAAAUUCGACGUAUGCUACCCCUUUUCCUAGUACAGAAAAUGCCAGUUGCCCACUGCAGAUGCUGGAUGAUCUAAACAGAGCACACUCUUCCCGCAACGGCUCUGACUUCGACAUUCCCAUCGCUGGAAGCAGCACCCAAACAUCGUCCAUAUCCGUAUGCUACAUGCCACCUUCCCUGAUUGCCAAUACAGUUAGUGGUGGAGGUGAAUUUUUCGAAAAUGAUCAGCCAACUGAUUUAUCACUGCCAAAAAUAGUGCCGAGAGAUGUGGAACCUGUACAUGCAACAGCAAAAGAUUCCAAUGACGACCAUCCAGCAGAUUUUCCGACAUCCAAAAAACUGCCAAAUGUUUCUAAUAAGUUAAAGGACGAAGUCCAUGGCAAUCAGCGACCUCCUACACCGUGUCCUGCUCCUAACAUGAGGGAGAACCACCAACAUCAGCAAACACUACCACCAGGACAUCCUUCAUUUGUAGUAAUGGGUCCGCCAAACGUUUCAUAUCAAUAUCACGAAUCCAGUGCAGUGAUGGUUGGAGAAGAUGGAAGUUUUAUGGUUUUGCACAGCAUAGUAGUCCCUCCACCUGUUACCCCACUGGUAUUCCCCGUAUGGCAACCUGAAAUGUGUGAGAGAAGUUCUAACGUCCUGAAUGAGGAGAUUGUGGUAUAUGAGUUCAGUGAUGUGUCUGAUGAAGAUGAGCUCGAACAGAACCACCGACCAAAAAUCAUCGAGAUACAAGAUGGGCAAGCUGUGCAAAGCGAACUAUUGGCAAUAGAGUACCAUGCUGUGAAAAAUGAACCAUUGGAAGAAGAUGGCGAGGCUCUGCGAAAUGAACUAUUGGCAAUAGAUUACCAGCCUCUGAACAAUGAACCACUUCAAGAAGAUGGUGAAGCUGUGCAAAACGAACUACUGGCAAUAGAUUACCAAGCUGUGCAAAAUGAACCAGUGGGAAAAAGUUCAGAAAACAGUGAUGCAGAAUGUGCUGCUGCAGGAAAAGAAAUUAUGCAUGAUGAGAAUAAUGAUGAAAAAGAUGGUGCAGAAAACAGACAUUCACAAAAUGGGGACCAGUUGCAGGAGCAGAAAGAAGUAAACCAGUCAUGUACUGACCAACCACAGUCUGGGCCAUCGGGAGUUGUGCUCAUUAAGGGUUUGCAAUUGUCAUCAUCACCCACAGAGGCAGCAGCAUCAUUUAAACACCUGGGCAUACCAUCUGAACAAAUAAUUUUGCCAGUUGCACAGUCACAACUACGGCUGACGUCUCCACCUGGGGAAUCGUCUUCACCAACAGUAAAAUCAACUUCAUCCACUAUCAAUAAACCUCCAGAACAAUCGCAGCCUCUAAAUGAGCUGCAACACACUGAGCAGCCACAAGUGGCACGAUCAUCUUUACAGGCUACCUCGCCAUCUAUACAGAUUCCUAUUUUGUCCAAUGAUCUGUAUAACUCACCUGAAGCAAAUCGACCAUUACUUUUGCAACCAGUUCCAGCUUAUGUACAGCAAAACGCAUCACCUCCACACUUGUUACAAAAACAGUCUAACCCUCUACACCCGCCAUUAUGUGGGUCUCCAGGACCUGAUGGACUGAUGGUACAGAUAUCACCACCAGCUGUGCAAGCAAGCACAUCAUCAGGAAGAUCAGAUUUGUCAUCUGCUCGAAAGUCGUCAAUCAAGACAAAUCCAUCAUGUACUUCCGUAUCGAAGGACCAUGCAGUCAAGAAUGUGAACUCUCUGACAUUGUCUGGCAAGCUUAUGCCCAUACAGCUUGCACUGGCUCACUCACCACUGGUACAGCCGGCAGCAUCACCAAUGACAAAUGAGUUGCCACUAGAUCAAGCUGAGCACCAGCCAGUACCAUCUGUUUCCAUCACUACAGUGUGUGAUAAAUCACUAGAGCCAUCUAUGCAACUGCUUGUUUCGCCAGUUCCAUCCCCAACGCAGAAAAAAAGGGAUCAAGUCUCUGAUGACGGUACAUCAGCUACACAGCUGUCAUCAGCUUCAACAUUGAGCCCAACUAAUCCAUCUUCACAAGCAAAUUCCUCACAGCCUCCCACUGCUAGUCCACCUGCUGGGAGGCAUCAGGUCCAGUCUCCAGCUAAGGCGGUGGGGCAAGACUCUCCUCUGCAGUUACCGGAAUUUUCAUCACCAGAGCAUCAGGUCCAAUCACCACCUACGGCUGUGGGGCAAGACUCUCCGCUGCAGUUACCUGAAUUUUCAAUAUCAUUACUGUAUCCUCGCUCACCUAAACUGAGUGGAGUAGCGACAAAAUCUAAAGCGAUUGCAAAGAGAAGCAGAGAGCCAUGGGACCAUAAAGGUCUAUUCAGUUUUGUUGUUUCCUUUGCUUUUAGCUUGCCACGCCACAUUUGGACUCAGCGGAGAGAAGGUGAGCCUAGACGAAGUGUUCGGAUUGCUGAAAAGCUGAAGGCCAAAAGAUAUUUCCUGCGCCCAAGAUUCCCUGCUAAGAGAGGAACUGGUGAAUGAAGUGUCUGAUAGCAUACUAAAAUAUACAUGAAGUGUGUGUGCAUUUCUGUUGCUCAUGCUAAAGUGAACAGUUGUUAUUCCUAAGAGAUGUCACAUGAGGUUUCUGUCAUUGCAAAACAAUUAUUGUAUGUGUGACUUGUGUUGUGAGUUUGUCUUAUAUUAAGUUUACAGUGCUUCACCUGUGUUGUGCUGCACGCAAUACUCUUGACCUGCCCCAUUUGUGUAUGUGUGCAUGGGAAGAAAACGUAAUGAAUCGAUUCAGGGGUGUGCGUAAAUAAUAUUAUUGACAUGACACUUUCUGUGAAAAAUUUAAUCUUUUAUUUUGUGAUAACACAUUGGUUGUGACUUUCUUUCAUAUUUGGAACUAAUAUUAUUAAUAAAGAAAAUAGACUGAGCAUACUGUUGUAAUAUAACUUAAAUAUAUUUGACAAUCAAUAAAAUAUAAGUUAUAAUUUUUUACUUAGCAUAAAAUUCUCAUACGUUAUUGAUUUCCAUUUUCAGUAUUGGUAUGAUUGAGCUUAUACAUUAGGCUUUAUUUGGAAAUCAUGGCUAUGAGUGAAUUACAGGUACAUAUGUCACCUGCUUUAUUCAUUCAGCUUAUUAGUGGAUCAGAGAUACUGGUCUCCAUGCCACAUUUGGUAAUGCUCCUGUGUGUGGUGCUGUUUAGUGUGGAGCUAUCUGGUUUGAAUCCUGGAACUGAAAGAAAUUUCCAUCAUUAGAAUUUGGCUGACAAGGGAAAGACAGAUGGAGGCAUAAAGGUCACUACCACCACACUUUGUACAAAAAGACCUAGUUUAAGUUCCAAAUCUCUCUAAGAUGUAUCAUUAAUGUUGUCAUUGUAUGAGGACUUUAGCUGAGGCAGUAGUUCUUUUAUGUGAGAGGAACAGGUUAUGUGAUGCUAGCAGUUCCCUUUUAUAGCUGUCCUGCCAUCAUCGACAACAACAACAACACAAAAGUGCAACAUUACAGCCUACACGACUCAUCACAUAUACCAAAAAUACAUGUCUGACCCCAUAAUGAAGCAAACAGCUUGCACCAUGUAAUGAACCACACAGAAAGUAAGGUACUUUCCAUGUUUUAAAGUUGCAUUGUUGCAACAUGUUUUAUGAUCUUGCAGGAAUCAUCAAAAAAGCAAUAGACGUUUCUGAGUGAGGUAAUAUUACUUGCAAUAAUACCACUUAUAUAUCAAAACAAUGAGUCAGUUAAUGGACACUAUUUCCAUAGUGUAGAUGGUGAAACACUAUGGAUGAGGUUUAUAAGAUCUGCUUGUAUUAGGGAAGAAUGCGUAAAGCAGCUCUGAAUUGUUAUAAAAGUCUCGUUCAAGCAGAAAUUAGAGCAAUUCCCAUACAUGUUAGUUGCCAGAUAUAGCAAAUUCUGCAAUGUGAUUUUAUUUUUGAGCUUAACAAUACUGUCUAAAAAUACAUGGAAUGGGACAAUAUAUUGAUCAUUAAACAACUGAUGUAAUGAGUUUAUCCAUAAUACAUACGCAGUCCUACUCAGUGACAGUGUACUGGUUGUUGCAAGUAUAUAAUUGUUAAUUUAUGCUAGUGGUGAAUGUAUGAAGACUGAUACAAUGUUAAAUAUGAAAUUUUCUAAAAAUAAAAUGGUGUUGUUGCACUAAAUUGUAAUUUCAUUUAAACUGCUGUAAUCUAAUUAUUUACUGCAAUGUGUACUAAAGUGCAAAAUGUUUGUAUGUUUUUAAUUAAAUUUUCUAAAAAUAAAAUGGUGUUGUUGCACUAAAUUGUAAUUUCAUAUAAACUGCUGUAAUCUAAUGAUUUACUGCAAUGUGUACUAUAGUGCAAAAUGUUUAUAUGUUUUUAAUUAGACUGUUUUAACAGUUUUCUGUAUAUUUUAUGUUUUUUAAGUGUAUUAAAUGUAGCAGAUCAGUGAAUAAAACAGAAUUCUCACA